Molecule: messenger RNA, 2415 nt
Organism: Ornithorhynchus anatinus (platypus)
Lineage: Eukaryota; Metazoa; Chordata; Mammalia; Monotremata; Ornithorhynchidae
Gene: ENPP6
Product: ectonucleotide pyrophosphatase/phosphodiesterase 6
Exons: 8
Coding region: 164-1489 (441 amino acids)
Source: RefSeq, a predicted model, not a curated record
GUGUGGGCUGGGCUGGACUGGGCCCUUCUGUCCUUCUUGAGGCCAGGAGGGGAGAGGGCACAGGGUGGUAGCUGCCCAGCGGUCCAGCGCCGGAAGGGAAGUAGCCGCCCGCGACCCUCCGUCGUGACCCCGGGCGGAGGAGGGAAGCCGGUCCCGCGGCGGGAUGGCCGCGAGUCCGCUGGCGGUGGCGGUGGCGGUGGCGGGGCUGGUGGCGGCGGCGCCCGGGGCCCCGGCCUCGGCGGCCCGCCCGCUGCUGGUCUUUCUGCUGGACGGCUUCCGCCACGACUACAUCGGCCCCGGCGAGCUGGAGGCGCUGCCCGGCUUCAAGGCCGUCGUGGACGGAGGCGUGAAGGCGGACCACCUGACGCCGGACUUCCCCAGCCUGUCCUACCCCAACUACUACACGCUGAUGACCGGCCGGCACUGUAACGUCCAUCAGAUGACCGGAAACUACAUGUGGGACCCCAAGACGAACAAGUCGUUUGACAUCGGGGUCAACCAGGACAGCUUGCUGCCCCUCUGGUGGAAUGGCUCGGAGCCUCUGUGGGUCACCAUGACCAAGGCCAAGAGGAAGGUCUCCAUGUAUUACUGGCCAGGCUGCGAGGUUGAGAUCCUCGGAGUCCGGCCGUACCGCUGCCUCGAGUACAAGACCGUCCCGACGGACAGAGAUUUCGCCAACGCCGUCAACAACGCUCUGGACGCACUCAAGAGCCACAGCACGGACCUGGCGGCAGUGUACCACGAGCGUAUCGACGUGGAAGGCCACCACUACGGCCCCGACUCGGCGCAGCGGAAGGCGGCCCUCAGAGCCGUGGACCGGGUCCUCGGGGACAUGAUGCGGCGCAUACAGGAAGAGGGGCUGCAGGACCAGUUGAACGUCAUCCUGUUCUCAGACCACGGCAUGACGGACAUCUUCUGGAUGGAGAAGGUGAUCGACCUGCAGCAGUUCGUCGACCCGAAGGACAUCACGCAGACCAAGGACCAGGGCCCCGUGGUCAGCCUGUGGCCAGCGCCCGGGAAGGAGGCUGAGGUGUACGGACGGCUGAGAGAGGUGGAGCACAUGACCGUGUACCGGAGAGAGGCCAUCCCCGACCACUUCCAUUACAAGGAAGGGAAGUUCGUGUCGCCCCUCACCCUGGUAGCCGACAAGGGAUGGUUCAUAACUGAGAGCAAGGACAAGCUCCCGUUCUGGGAAAACGUCACCGGGCGCAGGGAAGGCUGGCAGCGCGGCUGGCACGGCUACGACAGCGAGCUCAGGGACAUGUGGGGGAUCUUCCUGGCCUUCGGACCCGACUUCAAGCCGGGAUUCCGGGCGGGCCCGGUCCAGGCGGUGGACGUGUACAACGUCAUGUGCAGCGUGGCGGAGAUCCCGCCCUUGCCCAACAACGGCUCCUGGUCCCGAGUGGCCUGCAUGUUCCGGAGCGCCGGCCCCGCCCUCCGGGCGCCCGGCUGGACGCUGCUUCUCCUGCUCGCCUGGGCGGCGGCGUGACGGCCCCCGGCACCCAGGGCCUCCGGAGUCGGCCCGCGGCCCUCCCCCUCUCUGGGGUAGGGUCGGGACAUCACUGACGGGCCCCGCCCCGGCCGGGGAACAACCUAAGCCUCCGAUCUCUUACCUGUAAUCCCCUCGACCCCAGCCCCCGGACCCCGGGAUCGGGGAGGCUCCCUCUCCCGUCCGAGGUCCGGGGCGGCGCGGACAGCGUGCGUUCUCGGUUGACGCUCCCUAUCCGGCUCAGAUUCCGGUCAGUUCCCGGGUGGCCGGUGGCCGCCGGCCUGGCCGGGGGCCGGGCCCCCCCGCCGCUGCACGGCCCCCCGAGCUGGUCGCUUUCUUUGCUUACCUUCUGAGCUCGGCCCCGCCAGGCUCAGUCCCGGACCGUCCUGACAUCGGCCCCUCCUUAGCGGGGACUGCUCGCCGGGGUGUCUUCGACGUGGACGGUGUCGACGGUUUGAAUCGUGGGCGGGUCCGUCCUCCGGUGCGGCAGCAGGGGUAUUUACUGGGCGCCUGCUCUGUACUGCAGGGUGCCGUACUCAGUGUCCACUGUGGGCGGAACACCUGACUGGGCAAGCUCUGGGUGCAGAACACUGGACCGGCUACCCAUUGGGUGCCGAGUGCAGGACCGUACGCCCACCGGGAGCAAAGCGCCCAGGACGGGGCCGUGCACGUGGUGACCGUUCAGUCGAUACCGAGGGGAUGACCUCGACGGGGGCACCAGGAUGUCUGGAGGAAGCAGAUGCUGGUUGCCAACCUGGACGCCCACCCUCGGGAUUAGAGACGGACCAUCCGACAUACCGACUCUCCCGUCUCCAUCUCUGAGUCUCCCCCAGUGACCCAGUACGGCCCAUCCAACACCCCUGACUCUCCCCCCCCUCCAUCCCUGACUCCCCUGCAGCGACCAAAAUGGGCCAUCCCACCCCGCC